AAAAUUGCAAAAUUGCAAAUGGCGAUGGCGUGUUUUGUUCAAUUGCGUUGUGUUGUUCAGCUACAAUCGCGUGGUGUGUUCUUGUUAUAUUGUGUGAUUAGAUGCUUUAUCCGCUAUUUCGUUGAGUUGAGCUACGCCUAGAUCCUCCGAAUAAGAUUUACAUCUUUCUUCACUGUGUAUAUUAUAUAAACAAUUUGAGAUUGGACUCCAUUAGUUAAGUGUUUAGUUUUAAGUUUUUAUCACCUAUUAUUGAGACUUGCUAAUAUGUCGCGAAACCGCUGUUGUGUGCCUGGAUGUGUUGAAAGUGGAAGUAAGUACUUAUUUAUAUAAUAUGUUAUUCUGUAGCAUUUUAAAAUUUAGUAUUUAAAUCAUGUAACCUCAACCGUCACAUCUAUAACUUGUGCCGCUUUUAUAGAACAAAUAUGAUGUUAAACAAAAACAAAACUACAUGUUUUUAUGGUCUCAGUUAUUUUAUAUACAAACAGAAAAAACUAUUCGUAAUUUGAAAAUAUCACACAUUAUUUAGAUAUGUAUCUGUAGAUUGCACUAUACUAACUUUAUCCAUAUUAACAUUUUAUAAAUUUACUUUAAAAAUAAAUUAUUUUUAUCAAGUUGCCAGUCAAAGACAAUUUUUUUAUUCAUAACUAACUAAUUAAAGGUCUGUAGUUUGUGUAAAUAGACUGUUUUUCAAAUAACGGUUACAAUUUAACCUUAUAAAAUAUGUACACAAGUAAAAAGUCUCGGAAAGCUCCUUAUGUCCAUGCAUUCUUAGUCGUAUUUUCAAACGACUUCAAAAAUGGAGGAGUUUCUCAAAUCGUCAGAACCUUUUUUUAUGUAUGUUCACCGAUUACUCAAAGCCACCUGAACCGAUUUGCAAAAUUAUUUUUUUGUUUCAAAUGGUAUACUUCCCAGGUAGUGCCAUUUAAAUUUUAUCGAAAUCGGUUGAGCGGUUUAAAAAAAAUCAAAUAAAUUAUAUUCCUAUUGAAGUUGUUUGUAUAAAAAAAAUUAUCACUUAUAUGAUGCCCUAAUUUGAUAAUAUACAUGUCACAUUUUUUUUUGCAGAUUCCCAUUCAGUGCUGCAUGGAUUUCCAAAUCCCGAAAAUAAUCCAGAAUUAUUUAGAUCUUGGAUUUAUGCUGUGGGUGGUGAUAUUCUUGGAUUAGAUAAUCAAUAUAUCUACAAACUACGGCGUGUAUGUCAUGCUCAUUUUGAACAAAAAUAUUGCUGCCGUUACCAUAGGAUUAGUAAAAUAGCAGUGCCAACAAUUAAUUUACCUGGGCCACUGGUCAUUCCAAAAUUAACUGUUGCUGAACGUAGACCAUUACGAGCUAAAGAGAAUAUGUUGAUUGGAACUCCAUCAAGCUCUAAAGAUCCUGUAUAUUUUGCAUCUGAGGCGGCUUUAACGCAAAGUAUUAACCAAAGUAAAGAAAAUGUGAUUGCAAUUGUUGGUGAAAAUAAAGUUAAUGCUGUAAAGAAACUGACAAAACGUGUAAUUGCUACAAAGUCUGAGAAAGAGCUACACAGAAAGAUCAGGGCUUUAAAAAUGAAACUCUCCAAAUGUCAGAAUAAGGCUAUGAAACAAAGUGGUGAAUUGAAAUCUGCAAAAAAACUGUUUACCAAUCCAAAAUUUCUCAAAAUAAUGGAUAAUUGGACUACCUCUGCAAAAUUAUUAACAUUAGUGCAAUUUAGAGAAUAUAAAAAAAAGAGUAAAGGCAGAAGAUUUUCUACUGAGGAAAAAAUUCUUGCACUGACAAUGAUGAAGCAAAGUCCCAAAGCUUACCGCUUUUUGAGAAAAAUGUUUAUUCUGCCAUCACCUCAAAUUCUUUUAAAAAUGUUAAACAGGUGUACAUUAAGACCUGGGAUAAACAAAAAUAUUUUUUCACAAUUAAAGAUAAGAGCUGAAAAAAUGAAAGAUGAACACAAAUUGUGUGCUCUCGUGUUUGAUGAAAUGCAGUUACGGGCAAGUAUUACCUAUAAUAGAAGAAAAGAUGCAGUGAGUGGUUUUGUAACAGAUGGACAGGAAGCUAAGAAAAUCCUUGCUGAUCAUGCUCAGGUUUUCUUAAUCCGGGGCCUUAUUAAAAAUUUUAAGCAACCAAUAGCCUAUACCUUCUCAUCAGGUAUGACAAAAGGUUGUGAAUUAGCUAAACAAAUAAAAGAAAUUAUUACUGAACUGCAGCAAGUUGGCUUUAAAGUUUUAGCUACUAUCUGUGACCAAGGCACAAAUAAUAGGCAAGCAAUCAAAAUCCUCAAAGAGGAGACAAGGAGGUCAUAUUUAUGCCAAAAUGAAACGGAAAUGCCUCGAGAUAAUAUUUUUAUUAUAAAUUCUCAAGAAAUUGUUUCAAUAUUUGAUCCACCUCAUUUAUUAAAAGGUAUAAGAAACAAUCUUCUUACUAAAAACCUUAAUUACAAAAUGGAUGGAAAACCUGGCACAGCUAAAUGGCAUCAUUUAGAACUACUCUAUAAAGAAAAUCCUGGCUACAAAGGCAUAAGGCUUAUGCCUACGUUAACGGAAACUCAUAUAAUUCCUACCAAAAUACCAAAAAUGAAAGUCAAAUACGCCAGUCAAAUAUUCAGCCGAACAAUCUCAUCCAAUAUGGGAUAUCUCGCAGAUAAAGGCAUUCUUCCUGAAGCAUGUAAGGAGACUGCAGAUUUUCUUUUUUUUAUGGAUAAUUUAUUUGACUCCGUAAAUGGUAGUUAUCCAAAAAAUAAAUAUGUUAAACCUUUACUCGGUCCAGUAACACCCACGUCAAUUCAUAAAAAAAUUUGGACGGAGGGUAAAAAAAUACUUCAGACAUUACAAUUUGUAAAUCAAAAGAGCCUAAAAACAGAAUUUGUACCAACAGUACAGAGUUGGAUAACUACCAUUAAUGGCAUGGAAGACAUUGUUGCGAAGUUGGAAAAAGAUUAUAAAAUAACUUCUGUUUGGAUGCGGCACCUUAACCAAGACCCUUUAGAAAAUUUCUUUGGGGCCAUUCGUAGUCAUGGGUGCCGCAACAAUAAUCCAACAACAGAACAGUUUGAGUCUGCAUUUGCUACACUCCUAAUAAACAAUUUAACAAGUGUUCAUGCUCCAGGAUCUAACUGUGAAAAUGAUAAUGGUGAAUCAUUAUAUUCUCUAAUAAUAAAUAAGGACAGUGAAGUCAAUAAGACCUGUGAAGUUGAUAUUAAUGACGUAUUAGAAAUUCAAUUAGUACCAUUGGCGUCUAAAAGCGAUCCUAGAAUAAUGGCGCCAUUGGAAUAUGUAAGUGGAUACUUUAUAAAAAAAUCUAAACAAAAGAUUUGGAGGGGAUGUAAGGCAUGUCAUAACAACAUAUGUAAUAUAAAUGAAAAAGAUUAUAUUAAACAUCGAGAAUUUGCAGGUCGAAAUUGGCUUCACAGCCCAAACGAUUUAUUAUUAAAGACAUUAUCUGAAAUGCAGGAUAUAUGUAAUUAUAUGUUAAAAAAAUAUAUAGAAAAACCUUUACUGAAAGAGUACACAAAAGUUAUAGCUUCAUGCCUUAUAAAUUUAAAUUAUCUUGAUUGUCCUGUUCAUAAAAUAAAGUUAAGAGAAUUUUUGAUUGACCAAAUUAUUAUUUUCUUUAUGUAUAACUAUUGUAAAGAUAUAAAUAAAAUUAUUUUUGGCAAAAGGAGCGUGGAUGAUAAUAAUGAUAGUAUACAAUUAAUGGCUCACUCUUAUUAUAAAAAGUUUUUG
Messenger RNA from Parnassius mnemosyne (clouded apollo), 3689 nucleotides. NCBI's taxonomy places the organism in Eukaryota, Metazoa, Arthropoda, Insecta, Lepidoptera, Papilionidae. The record is from the annotation of a GenBank genome assembly.